Aegilops tauschii subsp. strangulata is the source of this 659-nucleotide messenger RNA. RefSeq names its product heat shock factor-binding protein. The record is from RefSeq and is a predicted model, not a curated record. Gene Ontology annotation, cellular component: cytosol; nucleus. Gene Ontology annotation, biological process: cellular heat acclimation. Gene Ontology annotation, molecular function: transcription corepressor activity. Lineage: Eukaryota; Viridiplantae; Streptophyta; Magnoliopsida; Poales; Poaceae.
AGGCCGGCCGCGAGCCGAAGCCUUCUCGAUCAACCGAGCAGGUCCACUACCUCGCUCUUCGCCGCAAUCCCCACAUUCAUUCAUUCUUACCGAGAAUCCCCAAAUCCCCAACCCCGACUGACGACGAGUGGAUCUGUUCCGGCGCUUCCUGCCGCCGUCGACCAUGGCGUCUUCCAACUCCGGCGGCAUCCCCAUCAAGGCGGAACAGGAUUCGGAUGGCUCGGCCCAGAGCACAGCUGAUAUGACUGCUUUUGUGCAAAAUCUUCUAGUUCAGAUGCAAACCAGGUUCCAAACUAUGUCAGAGAACAUCAUUACAAAGAUAGAUGAAAUGGGUGCAAGAAUCGAUGAAUUGGAGCUGAGCAUCAAUGACCUCAAGGCUGAAAUGGGCAGCGAUGGUAUGACCCCUACUAAAGUGAAGGACGAAGAAUCAAAGCCAGCAGACAGCUCUGCCUGAUUUAAGCAGAAGUAGCAGAAGCAAGUCGUAUUAGUCUUGGUUCCAUGUCAAUAUCAUCAGCCAUUCAUCACUAACUUAAUGCAUGUUAUGAGAUGUUAUUCGCACUGUUAUAUGCAUUUGAGAUCUACAGUACCUGUCGUGAGAGAUUUCUCUUGAUGCAUUGAUGCUUGCUGAGUGGUUUGCUAUAAAUUUUAGUUCCCAGAAA